GGUUUUAAGCCACCAGCAGCAGCAUCAGAUAUGUCAGGGACACCUACAAACUUGAGCACAAAUUCAUCAAUCCAACCAAGUCCACAAUCAUCAGCUUUUCCAAGCCCUGCACCUUCUUACCACGGAAGUCCAGUCUCAUCUUCAUUCCCUAGUCCAUCUCGCUACGACGGGAACCACUCCUCUUACCUACUCCUACCGUUUUUACACAACAUCGCUUCUUCUAUUCCUGCAAACCUCCCACCUCUUAGGAUAUCCAACAGUGCGCCUGUGACUCCUCCGUUGUCUUCUCCUACUUCUCGUGGUUCUAAGCGGAAACUCACUUCAGAACAAUUAUUACCAAAUGGCGGCGGGUCUUUACACGCUUUGAGGCAUCCGCUUUUCGCUAUCUCAGCUCCAUCUAGUCCUCUCGUCGUGCUGGUCACCAAACACCACCUACGAUACCUGAAUGUGAUGAGUCAGAGGAGGAUUCGAUCGAGGAUUCAGGGCGGUGGAUUAAUUUUCAAUCUACGGCUCCUACUUCACCAACGUUUAAUCUUGUUAAGCAAACAUCGAUGGUCAUUGAUAUGAAAAGAUCAGAUUGGGGAAUGAAUGGGAGAGGUGCAGAGUUUGAGUUCGAGAAUGGAACAGUUAAGCCUUGGGAAGGUGAAAUGAUUCAUGAAGUUGGCGUUGAAGAUCUUGAACUCACUCUCGGUGGCACUAAAACCCGAUGCUGAA
Molecule: messenger RNA, 714 nt
Organism: Camelina sativa (false flax)
Lineage: Eukaryota; Viridiplantae; Streptophyta; Magnoliopsida; Brassicales; Brassicaceae
Source: RefSeq, a predicted model, not a curated record